AUGGCUGUGGCCAGUGGUGACUUGCUGACAGAGAAAGCUUCGGCGAUGAGAGCGUCUCUGGAGAGAAGCCAGACCAUCACGGACGACGUCGUUUCGAUUCUGGGCUCCUUCGAUCACCGCCUCUCCGCCCUGGAAGCCGCCAUGCGCCCUACCCAGAUCAGAACAAAUUCUAUUCGGAAAGCUCACGAGAAUAUUGAUAGGACUUUGAAGACUGCCGAGGCCAUAUUGGCUCACUUUGAUCAAUAUUACCAGGCAGAGGCAAAAAUAAUCAAAGGACCACAUGAAGAUGUGAAGAGCUAUCUUGAAGCAAUUGAUCAACUGAGACGAAACAUUAGAUUUUUUGGCAAUAAAAAGGGUUUUAAGAAUGAUGAUGGUAUUGCCAUCCGUGCCAAUAAUUUGAUAACAGAAGCUAUUUCUAAGCUAGAAGAAGAGUUUGAGCGGCUAUUAUCAUCUUACAGUAAACCUGUGGAACCUGAACGCCUCUUUGGCUCUCUUCCAAACACAAUGCGACCUUCAUCAGCAUCACCAGGUCGAGAUGAUGAUUCCGGUAGCAAGAAUCAUUCUUCUUAUAUCCAUUCUGAGCCACAUAAAAAUAAUGCUGAUGCUGUUGUAUACACACCUCCUGUUCUUAUACCACCAAGAAUAUUGCCGUUGCUCAAUAAUUUAACUGAGCAAAUGGUUCAAGCUGGUCACCAACAACAGUUGCUCAAAAUAUACAGAUAUAGACAUGGGCGGCUAGAUACAUUACAUGUUUCGAUCUACAUUCUUUUAGGCAAUGUCCAGGUUGGGAAGCUUCAUAUUCCUUUCAAGUAUGAUCUGUGCAUCUUUGUGAGCUUUGUUUCUUUCUAUGUGUGGUUUACUAAAGGGGGGAAGCUGGUUUUGUACCAUUUUGCUGCAAUUCAGAGAAGGCCUGUGGAUGUUAUAAAAGAUACCCGUUCUAAAGUAUUGGAAGAAAGUCUACAAAAGCUUGGAGUUGAGAAACUCAGCAAAGAUGAUGUUCAAAAGUUACAAUGGGAGGUUUUGGAAGCCAAAAUUGGAAAUUGGAUUCAUUUCAUGCGUAUUGCUGUCAAAUUGUUGUUUGCUGCUGAACGGAAAGUCUGUGAUCAGAUAUUUGAAGGAUUUGACUCGCUUAGUGAUCAGUGUUUUGCUGAAGUUACUACAAACAGUAUUUCCAUGCUACUUAGUUUUGGAGAAGCUAUUGCCAAAAGCAAGAGAUCCCCUGAAAAGUUAUUUGUACUUUUGGACAUUUUGGGCUGUUCGAGGCUGCCACAGAAAACACCAGAGUUCACUGGAGGAGCCAAGCAAAUGCCUUGGGCUGGUGCAGGCUACUUUUCGGAGUUUCAGGGGCCAUCUAGACUUGAUGAUGGUCUGGUUCUCAGUUCAAUUGCCAAAGCAGCUAACCUAAGUUGGACCCAUUGUGGCCGGCCACCAACCUUGGCUACUAUUGACCACCUUGGGACAUCACAUUCUCCACCUGGAACGUGCCACCAAUCACGACCCAGAUCUAUGAUGCCCACACCCUACAAAAGGAUGACUACUGUGACCCCUACAUUUGCAAAGCCCACCUCCUGCAAUGCUCACAACUGA
Messenger RNA from Sphenostylis stenocarpa, 1587 nucleotides. NCBI's taxonomy places the organism in Eukaryota, Viridiplantae, Streptophyta, Magnoliopsida, Fabales, Fabaceae. The record is from the annotation of a GenBank genome assembly.